Benincasa hispida (wax gourd) is the source of this 1606-nucleotide messenger RNA. RefSeq names its product phragmoplastin interacting protein 1 (gene PHIP1). The record is from RefSeq and is a predicted model, not a curated record. Gene Ontology annotation, molecular function: RNA binding; zinc ion binding. Lineage: Eukaryota; Viridiplantae; Streptophyta; Magnoliopsida; Cucurbitales; Cucurbitaceae.
CCCCAGGAAAUUAAGAGAUAAACCCCAGCCGCUGCAAAUAGGUUUUAGCAGGAAAAAUUGGAACCCUCGAGCUCGAAUUUCAGUACACCUCUCUGCUUUAUUCGUUUGGUUGAUUUGAUCUCUGUCUCCAUUUAUGAUUCCGCGACUGUGAAGAUGGUUUUGUCAAACAAAAAGUUGAAGAAGAAAUUGAGAGAAAAGCUAGCCGAAUCGCUGAUUUCAUCAGUCGCCGGAAAAGACUCCAACGGUGAUGUUUCCGGUGAACCGGACACAGAAUCUCGGCGAAAAUCCCUCAAAGAAUUAUUAGGCACUGUUUGUCGCCAUGGACCCAGAUUGUCUAAGCGAGAGAAACGAAGAGAAUCGCUCAUUUUGACAGCUUCAGAUGGGAAUAAGGAUGAGAAGAAGGAAGAUGGGAAUCGGGGAUUGGGGGAGACAAAGAGAGAGAAGAAGAGGAAGAGAGAUGAAGGGGCGAAAGAGAAGAAUUUGGUUGAUGGGUUGGAAGAGAAUAAUGAGAAGGCCAAAAAGUUGAAGAAGAAAAAGAAGCAGCAGAAGAAGAAGAAGAAGAAGAGUAAUAAGAAGGCAAAGAAUGGGGAGGAGGAGGAGGAGAAGCAGGGAGAAGUAAGUGGGAAUGAAGUGAAAGUGCAGGUUGAAGAAACUCAUUAUAAUAUAGGCAGUGAAUUUAAUGAAAAUUUGGCAACAAAAGUGUAUGUUGGAGGCAUUCCAUAUUAUUCAACCGAGGACGACAUUUGUUGCUUUUUUGAAAGCUGUGGCACUAUUACUGAAAUUGAUUGUAUGAAGUUUCCAGAGAGUGGGAAGUUCAGAGGCAUUGCAAUAUUGACUUUCAAGACAGAAGCUGCAGCAAAACGAGCACUAGCGUGGGACGGAGCCGACAUGGGGGGACUCUUCCUUAAAGUACAGCCCUACAAAGGAACUCGAACAAAUAGAGCAGUUGAUUUCUCUCCAGCAAUCGUGGAAGGCUAUAACAGAAUCUAUCUGGGGAAUCUGUCUUGGGAUGUAACUGAGGAUGAUCUAAAGAAACUCUUCGCAAACUGUAAGAUUGCAUCGAUACGUUUUGGCAUGGACAAGGAAACAGGGGAGUUUCGUGGCUAUGCCCAUGUCGAUUUCUCUGACAAUGUCUCAUUAAAAACAGCUCUGAAGUUAGACCAGAACAUAAUUCACGGCAGACCUGUCAAGAUAAGAUGUGCAGUUCCAAAGAAAGGAACAGAAAGAAGAGGAGGAGAAGCAGCAGCAGCAGCCGCGGUAGCAGAAACGCAUCUGGAAAUGCAUCCAGACCCUAUGCCUGAAACGAAGGAAGCUGCUGAAACUACUGUAGUAAGCUCUGUAAGUGGUAAGAUAAGAAGAAGAACAUGCUAUGAAUGUGGUGAAAAAGGCCAUCUUUCUUCCCACUGCCCAAAGAAGCAGCUUGUAGAUUCAGUCGCAAGUUGAGUACAAUGAACCAUUUGUUUCUUGUAGGCAGCAAAAUUGGACUGUUGAGAAUUUUCUUUUGCACUGUAUGCUACUGUAAUCUCUGAUGUUUUGAAUUUCACUCACUUACAGAAAGGUUAAUAUAAAUCUAAUCUGGCUUGGGAAAAAAUAUUUUUAUAUUUAA